CACGUAUCCUGACAAUAGGAAAUUGUUACUGUUUUUCCUUAAUCCAACUAGAAUAGCCUAGCGCCCUAGCGCGUUAAAGGCCAGUCAUCGUAGUUAGGUACAAGUAACUUUCCUUUUUCAACCAUGGGCUUCGGCGACCGUGGUGGUCGUGGUGGCCGUGGUGGCCGAGGAGGACCCCCUGGUGGCCGGGGUGGUGGUCGCGGUGGCGGCGGCUUUGGCGGCCGCGGUGGUGGCCGUGGAGGCGGUCGCGGCGGCUUUGGCGCUCGCGGUGGUGUUGCCAAGGGUGGUCGUGGUGGCCGUGGAGGUGGUCGCGGCGGUGGCCGCGGUGGCAUGAAGGGCGGCGCCAAGGCAGUUAUCGAGGCUCACCGACAUGAAGGUGUCUUCAUUGCGCGCGGCAAGGAGGAUGCCCUGGUCACGCGCAACCUAGUACCAGGCGUCAGUGUUUACGGAGAGAAGCGUAUUGCUGUUGAGAACGAGGGCGACAAGGUGGAGUACCGCGUCUGGAACCCUUUCCGUUCCAAGCUGGCCGCCUCCAUUCUGGCUGGCGUGGACAACAUUUACGUAAAGCCCGGCAGCAAGCUCCUUUACCUUGGUGCUGCUUCUGGCACCAGUGUUUCGCACUGCUCCGACCUUGUGGGACCAGAGGGCGCUGUCUACGCCGUCGAGUUCUCGCAUCGCAGCGGUCGCGACCUCGUCAACAUGGCCAAGCAGCGGCCAAACGUCAUCCCGAUUAUUGAGGAUGCUCGCCACCCUCAGAAGUACCGCAUGCUUGUGCCUAUGGUGGACGUCAUCUUCGCGGAUGUCGCGCAGCCGGACCAGGCCCGCAUUGUCGGCCACAACGCUCAGUACUUCCUGAAGAACGGCGGCAACUUCGUCAUCUCCAUCAAGGCCAGCUGCAUUGACUCGACGGCGCCCCCGGAGGCCGUGUUCGCGCGCGAGGUCAAGAAGCUGCAGGAGAUGCAGCUUAAACCCAAGGAGCAGGUAACACUGGAGCCUUACGAGCGCGACCACGCAAUGGUUGUGGGCGUCUACCGCCCGCCCCCCAAGAAGAAGGAUUAGGCGGUUGGCUGUGCGCGGGGUGGCUAGGAGAGGGCUAAGAUGCUUGGAUGGGGACCAGCGAGCCAGGUGCUGUCUGACGCUUGCAUAAGCGAUGUAUCAUGUUAACAGCGGUGUUGCGCACGUGUGGCGUUGCCCAUCUAUCGUACGCGUAUGCCCCGGCGGUUGUGACGCCUUGGGAACGGCGACUGUGGUGGGAAGGGGAGGGGAAAAGGGAAGGGGGAGAUUGCUUGAGCGCUUGGCACCUAAUGGGAUGGGUUAGGGGUACUGUACUAUUUGAAUUACAGACGGGACGCACGGGAUUAGCAUAGGGCAGGAACUCAAAAGGCAAAAGUGCCUUUAACCUUUGCUUUGACAUGGCAUGCACGCAGGCGUCGUGUGGUGCGGGUUGCUUGUGGGGGCCAGAGGGUGUAGGUAACUGCGGGGAAGACCAAGCCAUUUGACAUUUUACGAUUACUUGCAGUUAGGCUUGCCGAACUGGCAAAGCGACUUACGACGACGACGUGUGUCCUGACCCAAAACUGUGGGACCUGUGCAUUGACAGGCUACCUUGCUGACGAUAUGUGGGGUAUUAGAACAACCAUGACGGUCUUGGUGGAGAAGAGAGUUGGUUGCUGUGGUUGUUAUCGGACGCUUGCCGUUUAUUGAGCUCGUGUUGUCUCAUACAGGCCGUUUGGCGUGCGGCCUCUUCCCCCACGCGUUGGGAGGAACCAUGCAGGUGCUGUCUAGGCACCGGACACUACACGGGUAAUACAAAUGUUGGCAA
Molecule: messenger RNA, 1822 nt
Organism: Astrephomene gubernaculifera
Lineage: Eukaryota; Viridiplantae; Chlorophyta; Chlorophyceae; Chlamydomonadales; Astrephomenaceae
Source: the annotation of a GenBank genome assembly